Messenger RNA from Telopea speciosissima, 2207 nucleotides. RefSeq names its product DNA topoisomerase 6 subunit B. The transcript has 19 exons. Gene Ontology annotation, molecular function: DNA binding; ATP binding; DNA topoisomerase type II (double strand cut, ATP-hydrolyzing) activity. Gene Ontology annotation, biological process: DNA topological change. Bases 78 to 2099 code for a protein of 673 amino acids. Gene Ontology annotation, cellular component: small ribosomal subunit; cytosol. The record is from RefSeq and is a predicted model, not a curated record. Lineage: Eukaryota; Viridiplantae; Streptophyta; Magnoliopsida; Proteales; Proteaceae.
AGAGCUUCAUCUUGGAAAGGCUCAAUUUCUAAAAAUCUUCCUCAUUUAUUUUGUUGUUGAUCUUGGAGGACAUUUCCAUGGAUACCGACUGUAGUGGUGAGAGUCCAGUAGAACCGAAGAAGCGAAAAUCUAAGACGCCACGAAAAGCGAAGGAUAGCGUUCUAAAACAGAAAUCUCCUGCGGAAUUUUUCGCUGAGAAUAAGAACAUCGCAGGAUUUGAUAAUCCUGGGAAAUGUCUUUACACAACUGUGAGAGAACUUGUUGAAAAUUCACUCGAUUCAGCGGAAUCCAUUUCUGAGCUUCCAAUUAUAGAAGUGACAAUAGAGGAGAUUGGGAAAAUCAAGUUUAAUUCUAUGAUUGGACUUGUUGAUCGGGAGCGCAUCGAUAAGGAGCUGUAUGAUGAUUUUGAGACUGCUAAGGCUCGUGAGAAACGCCUUGCUAAAGAAGCUCGUGAUCAAGAAGUCCAAGCAAAGAGUGCUGCCCUUGGAAAGAAAGUCAAGGAACCCUCAGUUCAAAAGAGCAUGAAGGGUCGGGGUGAGACCUCAUAUUUCAGGGUAACUUGUAAGGAUAAUGGAAGAGGAAUGCCACAUGAUGACAUCCCAAAUAUGUUUGGAAGAGUUCUAUCUGGGACUAAAUAUGGGUUAAAGCAGACACGUGGAAAAUUUGGACUUGGUGCAAAGAUGGCAUUGAUUUGGUCAAAGAUGAGCACAGGGCUCCCAAUAGAGAUCUCUUCAUCAAUGAGGGGCCAAAGUUAUACUUCAUUUUGCAGGCUGGAUAUAGAUAUCCAUCGGAAUGUUCCUCAUAUUUUCUUGCAUGAGAAGAAAGAGAACACGGAAGGAUGGCAUGGAGCAGAAAUUCAAGUUGUCAUUGAGGGAAACUGGUCAACUUAUCGUUCCAAGAUAUUGCACUAUAUGCGUCAGAUGGCUGUUAUCACUCCUUAUGCUCAGUUUCUCUUUAAAUUUGUCUCAGAUGCUGCAGACAAAAAUGCUACUAUUCAAUUUGCUCGAAGAACCAAUGUAAUGCCACCAGUCCCCUGUGAGACAAAACACCACCCUUCUGCUGUUGAUUUACUGCUUAUCAAACGCCUUAUUGUGGAAACUUCAAAGCAGAAUCUUUUGCAGUUUCUCCAACAUGAAUUUGUAAACAUCGGUAAAAAAUAUGCUGAGCGUUUAAUUGGAGAAAUGGGUCAAGAUUUUAGUCAAAAAAUGGCUGUUAAAUCUCUAACAUCUCAGCAAAUAGUCCGUAUUCAUCAACUGUUUCGUCAGGCUAAAUUUGAUGACCCUAGUGGUGAUUGUCUUAGUCCAGCAGGGGAGUACAAUCUUCGUUUAGGAAUCAUAAAGGAGCUCCAUCCUGACAUGGUUGCCACUUAUUCAGGCAGCCCUCAAGUUUUUGAAGGCCAUCCAUUCAUUGUGGAAGCUGGAGUUAGCAUGGGUGGGAAAGAUGUUAAGCAAGGCCUGAAUAUUUUCCGAUUUGCCAACCGUAUUCCACUUCUGUUUGAGCAAGGGGCUGAUGUUGUCACAAGGACUGCUUUGAAAAGAAUCAAUUGGAAUAACUACAAGAUCAACCAGACACAAGAUAAAAUUGGUGUGUUUGUAAGCAUUGUCAGCACAAAAAUACCUUUCAAGGGAACUGGAAAAGAAUAUAUUGGAGAUGAUAUAAGUGAGAUAGCUUCUGCUGUUAAGUAUUCGAUUCAGCAGUGCUGUGUUCAGCUAAAAUCCAAAAUAGUGAAGAAAAUUCAAGCUCGUGAACAGCAAGAGAGGAAACGAAAUUUAAGCAAGUACAUACCCAAUGCUACAGGUGCCAUAUAUGAUGUCUUAAAAGAAAUGGCAAGGCAACACAGUUCAAAGAGGAAACACUAUGACGGAGAGGAUGUAGAAAUACUGAAGAAAGUAUCAGCCCGUGUGAUUACCGAAGAUACACUACAAGAAAAACUAGCUCAACACGUUGAACAGGUUGAUUAUGAGAUGGCAUUGGAUUAUGCCACGCAGAGUGGAGUCAGUGAAGAACCAAGAGAAGAUUUCUAUAUUCAGGCACUAGAAGGUGCAAACGAGUUCGUUGACUUCCGUAGUCCUAUCUUUGUUUUCAGGCUUUUCCAGUAGGUGUAUGUCCAUCCCUAGCCACCAGUGAAUCCAUUCAUCAAUAAAUGUUUCUGGGAAAUGCAAAUGGUACAUUUCCUUGUCUCCUUUUAGGAGGUUUCUCAGCAACCC